Molecule: messenger RNA, 5661 nt
Organism: Mauremys reevesii (Reeves's turtle)
Lineage: Eukaryota; Metazoa; Chordata; Testudines; Geoemydidae
Gene: NKAPD1
Product: NKAP domain containing 1
Exons: 6
Coding region: 375-1271 (298 amino acids)
Source: RefSeq, a predicted model, not a curated record
UAUACCUCGCCCUCCCCCCCACCAGGUGCCCAGUGCUGUGGCAGCCACCUGCUGCCCUGCGCUCCCUGCCAGCUGGCGCUGUUUCUGUCUGGCUGUCCACGUGUAGCUACUGAUGGGUCCCAGGCGGGCUGGUGCUUCGGGCUGAGAUUAAAGCAAAUCUCCCUAGAUCUCCCUGCGGUCCCUUUAUUUUCUGCCCUGAUCUGCUGUGAGCUGUCAGCUAGCUGCUGGGUGAUACCCCACAGGGAGCUGUGCUUCAGUGGUGGGUGAACGGCUGUAUAGGUAGAGCCUGGCUCUCUCUUCAACGUGUCAGUUUUACACCAGCAUCGCUCCUUGAUUUCAGUGCAGUUACUUCUGACUUAGGCUGGGGUUAAAGAAUGUCCCGGGUCCCUUUAGGAAAAGUCCUCUUACGAAAUGUCAUUCGUCACACUGAUGCACACAACAAGAUUCAGGAAGAAUCGGAAAUGUGGAAAAUAAGGGAGCUGGAGAAGCAGACUCAAGAGACUUACCGGUGGAAGCAAGGGAGAAUGUCACCCAAUACCUCCAGUAGUCGUAUGCGCAGUGACGGUUUCGAUGAGGAGAGCCAAAGGGCUGAUUGGAAGGCAAAGAACUUCGUGCAUGUUCCGGACAUGACUGAAGACGACCUUCUCCGGGCCCGGACCUGGAAUAAGAAGCUCUAUGAAUGUGAAGCCAACAUGCCAGAUAGAUGGGGUCACAGUGGCUAUAAAGAGUUAUAUCCAGAGGAAUUUGAUACUGACAGUGACCAGCAAGAGAAAGAUGAACAAAACGCUGUCAAUGGAAAGAGGAAAUCUCACCCAGGAAAACAAUCUGUGCCUGAGUCACUCAAAAGGAAGAGGCCAAAGAAAUCACAGAAGAAGAAGCGGAAAAAGAGAUCACACAAAAAGCGAAAGAAGAGGAAAAAGGAGAAGGCUAAGGCAUCAUCAGAUUCUUCCCAGGAAAGCGAGUGUUCAGAGGAGGGGACUUCGGGCACCAGGAAAGGGAAACACAAACACAAGCACAAGAAGACCACCAGGAAAAGGCUUGCAAAGGAACCUGCCUCUUCCUCUGGGCAGGAAAGUGACUCUUCCAGUGUGAGCAGCUCUGAGGACAGCGAACCUGAGGAGAAAAAGGAAAAGUGGUCUAAGAAAAAAAGGAGGAAAUGCCCUGUGUCUGCAUUAGAAAGGCACAGUGAGAUUCAGGAGAAGCAAAGCAAGAGGAAGAACUGGAAAGUGGCAGCUGAUGAGAAGUCGGAGGACAGCUCAGAUGAGGACUAACAAGAGGCUGUGAGUCUGGGGCCAUGGGUGAAAUUGCACGUCAGCGAAUGGAGGCGGACGUUUUCUCCCGACACUGCCCAGUGGUACAAACAAGGUGCCUGACUAAUUUCUGGAGCACAGAACUUUAUACCCUGCCAGCCCUAGGUAUGGGCUCUGCACCUUACUGGCUCGCAGAGGGCACAUCUUUGGUUUUUGCUGGUUUACAACCAGGAGAGCUGAAAGGCCUGUGGAGAAGAAGCCUGUCCCACAAGUCACGUCUCUUACCCAUCCACCCCAGACUCCUGAUUCUAUAAUUGGUCUAAUUUCCUGGCCAUAUUCAGUUUUAAUUGACAAUUCCUGUGGGCCAUCUUCAGAAGGGAAACAGGUGCAUCGGCACCGUCUCUGGGUUUUUUAAAAUUGUUCCUCUUUUCAUGCAUAACCACGUAAUGACCAAGACACAAUUGCAAUAAAGAGCAGAGGCCACAGACUAACAGCACUUCUGCCAACCUGAUUACAAAGGAUGUGCCAUUGGAUUUAACAGCGGGGGCCCUUCACUGCAGCAUUAUCCCCAUGAUGAAAAUAAACGGAUGUGGCCCCAGGUGGACAGUCGAAGUAAGGAGGAGGCACUGGUCUGGAACAAGGAAGGGCGGGUGGGGUGUCACAAUUCUAGCUGCGGGUGUGGUGACCCCACUGCAGUGGUUUGUUUCAAACUUACCUCAGAUCCCCUACCUCUGCCCUUUGUGUGACUGACUUGCCCUCCUUCCUAUCAGUAACACGUCCCUCUCGAUCCACUUGUGCUGAUGGACGGGCCUCUGAUAGAUUUCCUGUUCUGUCUCUGGCUGGCCCAGUGUGUUUGACACAAAGAUUGAGAUACAGGGCGGGAAUGAACCCUUUCUCCCUGCAAUAAACAUGAAGACUCCAUUUGUAUUUUCCUUUUGAAAUCUGAUCUCCUUACCACCACUUCAGCACAAGCCCCAGGGACAGAGCAUGGAUGUGAUCAGGGGUUCUAAAAGUCUGGUCAGGGCUGCUCCUCUCUUUGUACAAUAUGUUCACCACUGAUCAGGUUCCAUAGACCUGUGAAUAUGUUUUAUGGAGCCAGUCUGUAUAUAGGAGAUUGCAUCCCUGCUUAAUACCCUCCAGUAGAAGAUGGCAAAGGGGACUCUUAGCACAUAGUCUCAUACCCCACGUUCCUCUGAAUUUCCAUAUGCGACAGUAGGUGGUGUCUACGCUCACAGAAUGUGGAGGUCUUGAAUCUUUCUAGAUCAGAAUCGAGGUGUCUGGGCUCCCAGAUAUAUAAACUAUGGUCUCAAACGUUUCACAAAGCCUUUUCUCUGUGUGUGUGCUUGCAUAUAUGUAAGCCAUGGAAAUGCAAUAGGAUUACAAAUCUGUGCCCAAGUCAAGCGGAAACAUCAUUCUUACGAGAGUUCAGAUCUGUGCAUGUCUUGGGAUCCUCCUUUGACUUAGCUUUGCUUGAGUGAAGUUCCAGUUGCAGGCUUUUACCACUGAGACUGGACAGUGCUAAAUGCUUCUCUGGUCUGAGCAGUGUAGAUUACUGCUCUGACAUAUUGAGGCUGGGGCAUGCUUUUGUAUUAAAAACUCUUACCCAUCCUCAUUCUGCUAAUCCAUGAACUAAUAAUGUUCCCAGUUGUGCUGCUGCAGUGCCCUGAAGGCAGGUUAUACACAUAGGUAAGGGUUUUAUAGGUUUCUUCCUCAGAACUUCUUGUUGAGACAGCACUCGCAGCUCCUGGAGCUGCAGACAAAGUGCCUCGCUCAUACCUACCUACCUCUUGGGUCUCUGUGAGUGGAAUUAAUGUUUGUACAGCCCCUGGCAGAUGUAAAUUGCCUGAGAUUCCAAUUCUGAACUCCCCAAUCUUAUAUCACUGUAGCUCUGUUGACUUCUGUGGAGUUAUUCCUGAUUUACCCUGCUGGGGGAGCAGAAUCAGGCCCUGAGGAAUUAGAAUCAGGGUGGUGGGCCCCAAAGGACCAGUCCUCAGCUGGAGGAAUAGUGCCUGGGAUAUGAGCUUCAACAUAGAAUGGGGAAUACCUGGGGCUCAGAGAGGUUGUGAGUUCAAAACUAGAUAGCAGAAACACAACAUCAGGGUAGUUUAUCUUCUAGUGAGAAUGUCCUAUAUGUCAGCCUGGCAAACAAAUCUUCCCUGCCUUACUGUCUAUAAUCUGCUCAAUGAGAGAACUAGUAGAUACUUGGGAGGAAGAGGAGGGAACCUGGAUAAAUACACCAUAGCCCAGAUCCUUGGUCUUUGUUUAAAUUUGUUGUCUCCCUUUCUUCACCUGUAGGUGAAGCUUUUUUAGGUCUCCCUGUGCGUAUGGGCUGACACUGGUAAAAUAGAGAAACAUCAUUGUAUCUUUCAUUCCGUGUCCCCCUUCCCCACUGCCACAGUGCUUGGUCUACACUCUGUCAUCCACUCCCUCUUCUAGGCCAAUGUUUGUGACUUCCUUUCCAGGGCAUGAAUAUGUGGGUAGCUCCUUCUCUGAUGGGGUUAAGCAAUGUCCUAUUUCUCUAAGGUCCUGUCUCCUGGUGCAGGGAUUCCCAUGGGCAGGAAGGGGAGCUGCCAAUGGUUCUUUUCUAGUUCAGUGUGAGAGCCACUUCUCUACUGCAGUCUGCAGAAAUGUUCAUGCAAUAAUAAUGCAGCAGCUUUUCACGCACAAGAGAAAUCUUCAAGGAGAUUUUUAUUUUUAUAAAGAAAUCCUCUACAGAAAGAUUUUAAAUUAGGAAAUGUGUAACUGCAGAAUAGAUUCAUAUAUUGCACUGGACCCAACGUGGACUUUAUGGGUGGAUUUUAGGGUAGGACUGAAUGUUGGGGCUCAAACACUGAUCCUACUAUACAGUCCAGCUCCUAAUGCAACCAGUGAAUAGAGUGCUUGGUAUGUUAGUACUUUUGCUUUGGUGGAUUAGUGUCUCAAGGCAUUUGAACAUUGGCUGCCUCAUGCUUCUUCAUUCUAAGAACAUAUGCCAGUUGGGCUCCUGCCAGUUACAGGCAUUUACUCAGGAUAAUGGGCUGGCCAGAAUGGGCUUCAGGAUCUUUUACCCAGCCCUGGCCACUAUUUAUUUACCCAUGAUGAUCCUAACUUUGCCUUCUUUCCCCUUGACGCGGCAGUGUCUACAGUACUAAAUCUCUGCCUGAGGCUGCUGGAAGGGUGUUCCAUAAUAGCCCUUGUUGAACAGAUAAGCAAUUCACUUAUGAAAUUGCCCUCUUUUUUUCUACCCCUUCCCCAAAUCUGUUAAAGAGCUUGUGUGUCUGCAAUUCUGGUACACUCCAGGACUGUUUGGAUAAUCUUCUACCCAAGGCAAGGUUUCCUGCUCCGUAUGAUGUUGUACUACCACCAGUGAACAUAUUUUUGAAGAGAAUUCUAAGAAGUUGCCAGAGAAGGCAGGGUGGAUUGUAUAUCCUUUCUAUGAAACUUACAUACAGGAUUUUUAAUGUGUGUGUGUGUGUGUGUGUGUAUAUAUGUGUGAAAGACAGUUGUGGAUGUUCAUGUUAUUAGAUAACAUAAGUUCUGAUGGGCUCACAGAAUAAACCAGACUUUUCAAAUGUGUGGUCAGUUUAUUUACAAUCACUGCUCACCAGGUUAGGCUAAAUUUGUGUAAAAUAUCACCAUGUAGAUCAUUAAUAGGACUGCAUCCAUUCUUGUACCUUUAAACAUAAGGGGAAAUCUAGUUUAGUCUCUCAAGCACUCAUCAGACUUUUGUAUCAUACUCUAACAUACUCAGAUAACUGGUCUUCUGUCAUUUGCAUUAGUGUAUUGCCCAAUUAAGCUAAGCUGAUAUAAGUGAGGGUUAACCCAAUGAAAAUGCUUCUAGAAUAGGGCCUUCCACCUGUUUGACUAGAUUUAGUUAAACCAGUACAACUUUUCUAAUACAGACAAAAUUUCAGGUACUGUAUCAAUUUACAUUGACAUUUUUAAGAUCAUCUUUAUAACCAGAGGGGCUAUAACCAAUUUAAAAGAAAAAAAAGUUUGGAGCCUGCAGCAAAUUUCACAGCCACAGAACUGCUGUGCAAUAGACUAGGCCCCAGCAAUAAACUUUUAACCAGCUUCACUUUUUGGUUUUCAUUCAUUAUCCUACUGUCCAGCUUCUAGGUUUAGGCUUCAAACACUCUAGCAGAACAAGUGUUUUCAUUAAUUUAUUAGUUCAUUGAAAACAUUUAUAUUCAUAUUACAUUUUUUAAAUUUAAUUUUGAUUCUAAGAUACUAUGCACAUCCCCUGUGUUGGUACAAGCACAUCUUUUCUCUACUUUCCUCUAAUUAGAUAAGACUUAGAAAAGCAGUGAUAUACACUUUCACAUCACAAGACUUGUUUGGACGAGUGUUCCUGAUGGUUUAUUAAAUUGCACUACGAUGAUGCAUUUAUGAACAGUUCAGUGCAGCGAAAGAAUUCACAGGGACAACUGUG